Striga asiatica is the source of this 2563-nucleotide messenger RNA. The record is from the annotation of a GenBank genome assembly. NCBI's taxonomy places the organism in Eukaryota, Viridiplantae, Streptophyta, Magnoliopsida, Lamiales, Orobanchaceae.
UCUUCCUCUCACAUAUGAUAUAAUUCAAUCACACUAGUUGGAAGUCUCGACUCUUGACGAGAGCCUUUCUCCAAUCUUCGUUUCUCUCAUUUUUCUAUGUUUUGUGCUGUAAAACCCUAAUUCCUUCAAUCAAUCCAUUCUCCGAGAUCGUCUCCAGCUGGGUUUCUUUCUAAAUCUACACGCAACUUCAUUCCCCCAUCCUCCAAAGUUUACUAUCCCUCUGAAAUAUUCGAUUUUUUUUUCACCAAUUACUUUCCGAUUUUCGUCAAGAUCGUCGAUUUUCCCCCAUUCCCAUCGAGUUUUCCUGUGAAUUUGAUGCCUGCUUCUUGAAAUUCACCGGGCCUCUAAGAGCGCAACGCUGGCGAUUUGUGCCAGGUGCAGGUGAUGGCGGAUCCGCCACAAGUCCGCCGAGAGCUAGUGUUUGAGUUUUCGAUUUUCUUUGUUAUUGGGUUCGAAAAACGCUUGACGAAGAAGCAGCUAAGGAAUUUAACACGCUUAAGGUUAGGGUAAAAUGCUGAGCGUGCUGAGGGUGCACCUGCCCUCAGAUAUACCGAUCGUAGGGUGCGAAUUGAUUCCGUAUGUGGUUUUGAAGCGCCCCGAUAAGUCUGUCACUACUGAAGAUGUCUCGGAGCUGAAUCCAGUGGACGGGUAUUUCUUGAGAUAUAAAUGCGUUCACCCGACCGAGCAGGCUUGCUUGCAGUGUCUCUUAUGCAUCAAGGUGAAAAUACCCGUUGCCAAGAGCGACCACUGUUCUUCGAAAUGUUUUGCCGAUGCAUGGCCCCAUCACUGUGCCCUCCACAAACGUGCAGCCGCCACCGUCGGUGAAAAUGGCAACGAGGAGGACGAGAUAUUCAACACAACUGGCAGCGGAAUAAGCCUGCCGACCUCUCAGUCGAACCCCAACCUGGCGAAUGGCGGUGCUGCUGUUGCUCAGAGGAACGGCGGUGAGACGUGGUUCGAGGUCGGGUACCAAAAGAUGUACACUCCGACUGCUGAUGAUGUUGGCCAUGUACUCAAGUUUGAGUGUGUCGUGGUCGAUGCCGAGACGAAGUUGGCUGUGGGGCCCACCAACACCCUGUUGACCUCACACGUGAUCCCUGCUCCCUCGCCCAGCCCGCGACGGUUGAUUCCGCUGAGUGGGAGUUUGGGUAUGGACUGCCGGAUUCUGUCGGUUGGUACAUUUACAGUGCUCUCGUACAAUAUCCUGACGGAUAAGUAUGCAACGAGCGAAUCGUACAGCUACUGCCCGACUUGGGCUCUUUCUUGGAACUACCAUAGGCAGAACCUCCUACGGGAAAUAAUUGGCUAUCAUGCUGACAUCGUAUGUCUUCAAGAGGUUCAAAGUGAUCAUUUUGAGGAAUUCUUUGCUCCGGAGCUGGAUAAACAUGGGUAUCAAGCUUGUUUCAAAAGGAAAACUGCAGAGGUUUUUGUUGCGUCCAUCAACAGUGUUGAUGGUUUUGCUACUUUCUUCCGUCGUGAGAGAUUCUCUCACGUCAAAAAAUAUGAGGUUGAGUUCAAUAAAGCAGCACACUCUCUGACUGAUGCUUUGGUUCCUAGCGCACAAAAGAGAAAUGCUCUAAAUCGGUUGGUCAAGGAUAAUGUUGCAUUGAUUUUAGUUCUUGAGGCCAAGUUCGGUAGCCAAAGUAUUGAUAACCCUGGGAAGCACCAGCUUGUUUGUGUAGCAAAUACACAUGUAAAUGUGCCUCAGGAGCUGAAAGAUGUCAAGCUUUGGCAGGUUCAUACAUUACUGAAAGGUCUAGAAAAAAUUGCUGCAAGUGCAGACAUCCCAAUGUUGGUUUGUGGCGAUUUCAGUUCGGUACCUGGAAGUGCUCCUCAUACCCUCCUUGCUAUGGGAAAAGUUGAUCCACUUCAUCCUGACUUGGCCGUGGACCCCCUUGGAAUCCUUCGCCCCACUGCUAAAUUAACACAUCAGUUGCCAUUGGUAAGUGCUUACUCAUCCUUCGCGAGAGCUGGGGUUAUGGCCUAUGUUCACAAACUGUUAUGGCCUAGAGCAGAGAAGGAGAAUGGAUCCUGCUACAAACGAGCCUAUGUUCACAAACUGCACUCGAGAUUUUAUCACCGAUUCUUUAACCUGUUGGAACUGUUGGAUGAGGAUAGCUUGCGUAAAGACACAGCCCUUCCUUCUCCCGAAUGGUCUUCUGAUCACAUUGCACUCUUAGCCGAAUUCCGCUGUCCGACUUAUCCAAAAGAAUUCAAGCACAUCAAAUUAGCUGGUGAUCUGAUGUUUAAGAAGUAAGAACAGAGAAAGUGAGUGUGAAGGUUGACCAUUGUACCCCUGUUCAUUUCUAUAGGUGUACUGUAUGUAUUUGUCCCCAAUGGGGGGCUGUCUUUGUAUCAUGCUAUGCUAUACCUGUGUUGUACCCUAUAGAGAAAAUAUUUAUAAUGCCUGAUUUGUUUACUCUCCUUAAAGUUGAAAUAAAGGGAAUUGUCUUGUGCAAUUUGGCUGCACCUAGUGUGUUUUCCCAUUUAGUUUCUUGAAAGAUUUUUUAUUUAUAUAACAUGGAAAGCGCAUGUGUAAAGAUUCAAGCUUGUGCAAGUGAAG